Messenger RNA from Triticum aestivum (bread wheat), 1262 nucleotides. Its product is annotated as probable carboxylesterase 15. The record is from RefSeq and is a predicted model, not a curated record. Bases 51 to 1034 code for a protein of 327 amino acids. Gene Ontology annotation, molecular function: hydrolase activity. The transcript has a single exon. NCBI's taxonomy places the organism in Eukaryota, Viridiplantae, Streptophyta, Magnoliopsida, Poales, Poaceae.
UCAUCACCUCGCACCUGGCAAGUCCCAUCUCACCACGGUUCACUGCCAUAAUGGCUUCCGAGGACUCUGCCGCGCCCGUCGUCGUGGACGACUGCCGGGGCGUGCUGUUGGUGUACAGCGACGGGGCCGUGGUGCGCAGGGAUGGGCCGGGCUUCGCCACGCCGGUGCGGGACGACGGCACCGUGGAGUGGAAGGACGCCGAGUUCGACGCGCCCCGCGGGCUGGGACUCCGGCUCUACAGGCCGCGCCAGCGGAACCAGCUCCUACCGGUCUUCUUCUACUACCACGGCGGCGGCUUCUGCAUCGGCUCGCGCACCUGGCCCAACUGCCAGAACUACUGCCUCCGCCUCGCCGCCGAGCUCGGCGCCGUCGUGGUCGCCCCGGACUACCGCCUUGCCCCCGAGAACCGCCUCCCCGCGGCCAUCGACGACGGCGCCGCCGCCCUCCUCUGGCUUGCUUCGCAGGCCGGCCCCGCCGGCGACACAUGGCUGACAGAGGCCGCCGACUUUACUCGGGUGUUUAUCUCCGGUGACUCCGCGGGAGGCACCAUCGCCCACCACCUGGCCGUGCGUUUCGGCUCCGCGGCCGGGCGCUCUGAGCUGGGCAACGUCCGCGUCAGGGGCUACGUCCAACUCAUGCCCUUCUUCGGCGGCACGGAACGGACGAGGUCCGAGGCGGAGUGCCCCGACGACGCGUUCCUCAACCGCCCGCUCAACGACCGCUACUGGCGCCUCUCGCUGCCUCCCGGCGCCACGGUCGACCACCCGGCCUCCAACCCGUUCGGGCCGGACAGCCCGGCGCUGGAGGCGGUGGAGCUGGCCCCGACGCUGGUGGUGGUCGGAGGCCGCGACAUCCUCCGUGACAGGGCCGUGGACUACGCCGCGAGGCUGCGGGCGAUGGGGAAGCCAGUGGGGGUGAGGGAGUUCGAGGGGCAGCAGCACGGCUUCUUCACCAUCGACCCGUGGUCCGACGCGUCCGCGGAGCUCAUGCGCGCGCUCAAGCGCUUCAUCCACACCGACGGGCGCUUCGACUAGAUCCGUUCCAUCGCCUCCGACUCGCCAGUCUCUGUCUUUCUGCUGCUUUACCAAGUCUACAGAUGGCAUUGCAAUACCAAAACUCAUGAAAUUACACCGAGGCAAAAGAUAAGCUCCCACACGGAACAAAUAGAUCGUCUUGUUUCAGAUUUUCUCAAAGACCCAUGGAAUGUACUCAUGUUUGCUUUCAAAGCUAGAUCGAAAGAUUACACGAGAUUUAUUGGAACA